Ooceraea biroi (clonal raider ant) is the source of this 3165-nucleotide messenger RNA. RefSeq lists its product as uncharacterized. The record is from RefSeq and is a predicted model, not a curated record. NCBI's taxonomy places the organism in Eukaryota, Metazoa, Arthropoda, Insecta, Hymenoptera, Formicidae.
GGCAGGCGGAGAGUAAGAAAGACAGAGAGAGACGAGGCGAGUCGGCGCGACCGGAAGAGAGAUGGUAGACGCGCGGCGCCUGCGUGCCUGAUUCUUGAGAGCGAGCCCUCAACCGAAAUCCAGGAUCCCAGUCGCGAGCGCGCCGCCGGUACAAGCCAUUCGCAGGAGGCGAGCACGACGGUCGCCGACCUGGACCACCCGGCGGCGAGGGGCGCACUCCACCCACUCUCUCUCUCUCUUUCUCGUGAGCCGCGACACGUUACUCGGCGAACCAACAAGUCAGCAUCCACGAGGUCCGACCGACACCGGCCGGUGUUCGGUUGUUCGGUCGCAGCACGCUUCUCGAUCGCCGUCUAGAUCCUCUCUGGAUCUUGCCUGGAUCCUCCUCGGUGUAUAUCCACAGUUGCCUCGAUCACAAUUGCCUCGCUGGAUCCUGCGUACAUGAGCUUCGCACAGGGACGACCGUGCCAGGUGAAAUUUCUGCUGAUCGAUUGGCGAUUGUUCGGCGAUUUUUGUAAUAAAGGGAAGAUCGUAGAGUUUGGUGAUCAAGAAAGAGGGGUUGGAGAGCGUUUGCUGUCUGGGGGGUGUGCUUUCAGCGCGACGUCCGUUAUCGAGAAGAACGAGAUCCGGUCGAUGAUUGGGGGUGACUUCCGCCACGAUCAAAGUGAUGUUGAUGCCGUCUAGAGUGUUUUUAGUGGAUCACGAUCAGCGAUGAGGAGAAAGAAUGUUGGCGAGUGAUUGGUCUUCGACGGAUCUUCAAUCUUACGAAGAAAGAAUCGGAAAUUUAAGCGAUAGAUCGAGCGCUGAGUGGAUCCGGAUCGGUGGAACGGGACGGUGUCGAGAGAGAGGACAGUCGGGCAGUGGCCGGAUGUCAAUGAACUCGCGUACUCGUGAACGGAGCACGUCGGGAAGAUUAAAUGUAAUAUAAAGAUCGAAGGCACGAAUGAAGGAUCCGAACUACUCUCCAGUGAAUCGAUGUGAUGAAAUCAAUGUGUUUCUCCAAGAAAAAAGAGGAGUGUUCGUCAAUCGCAAAUUGACUUUGAAGAGAAGCGGAAGAGAUGGACAAACAGGUUUCUAUGCGACUUAAAACGUAUUAAUCGAGGAGGGAACGAUCGAAGAAAGGAAUAUCGUGAGAAGAAUUAUGCGAUUUAUGUGCGGCGUGUUGAUAAAUGAGAUGAAGGACCGAUAUUGCCUUGUUGUCUGAGCGGGGAUUACAUAAGCGAUUGGAAAAGUUGGGAAGAACUUGGGAAUCCAUCAGGAUCGAGGACUACGUGAGGCAGCAGGGGUUGGACGCAUCGAACGAGGGAGAACAUUUCGCCUCAUUAUUCGUCCUGGUCAUCGCAUUGCCCGGACGGCGACCACGCUAAUAAGGACUUUCGGCAUCAUAUCGUUGCCACCGCGACGUGAAUUAAUUUGCAGCAGCAUACGCAUACUGGACCUUCGCCCCAAUAUGCAGCAUUAACCGCUGACGAUCCAGACGUGCGCGUGCAGUUGAACGAUGUCGCUACGUAGCGUGAUUCUUCGCCGGACGACCUGUUGAUGAAGUAUGGGGUGGUUCUUUCUCACCAGUAUUUUGCUGCUCUCCUUAUGCGGGUGCUGCGAAAGCGUCAUUCACAUAUUUCGCAAAUCUGAGGCGGCGGGAGCGCCGAUGCCACAGGGUGGUGCUGGAGGCGCGGGGACCCAUGGUCAACCGCAGGCCGGCUCGUCGCCGAGCACCCCGGGUCCCGCCGGCGGUGGCCUUACCGGUGGCGCUACCGGAAGCGGCGGCGGCGCGACCGGUUUCUCUACCGGAGCUGCCGGUGCCGCGUCCUUCGGUCUUGGUGUCACCGGUGGGACCAUCGGCGGUGGAUCGACCGGGGGUGGUGCGGGCGGCGGUGCCGCCGCGUCCGGGACCGGCUGGGGGUCUAAGGGUCCUGCUCGCCGGGGUCGGGGUUGGCGUGACUGGCGUCGCGGCGACCCUACUCUCAUCAAGGGCCUGUGGAAAUCGAAGGGUCCUCUAGAUUCACUAGGACAAGCGGAGGUCUACAUCAUUCUGGCGCUCCUGAUCGGCUUCAUCACCGUGGUGAUCGGUUGCUGGCUGUCGGAUAACUGCUGGUCACCGGAACCAGAAGGGGUGGUCACCCUUGCAUAGCCUAGUGCUGACUUCCGUGCCUCCAGGCGAUAACAACUACUACGACGCCCCUCCUACAGGAUUCUCCAGGACCUCGGCCGCUACUCGGAUCAUCAACGCGGCUACGUACCCGGCAAUGUCGCCGGCAAUCAUCGGCCGUUGCUCGACAUCAACGACAAUGACACGCUGUUGCGCGUAUAAGCGCCACACGCGCUCCAGGACCUUCCCCAUCGAUUGACGCGUCCACUCUUCUCCGCAAGUUCCCGCUUCGCUAGAGGAUGGAGGAUUUUCAGGCAGAAUUGGUCGUUAAGCGCGAAGGGAGACGUUGAAUCCUAAAAGACGAACGGAAUUGGAAAAGAAAUUCUGAAACGUUUCACUUUACGUCGUAAUUAAUCUUGAAAAUCGCAAGAAUGCAAAAUUUGAUUUCCUCGUUUGAUGACAACUGAUGUACAGCCGGACGAACCAGUUCUGCAAAAAUUGGCGCAUCGAAUUAAUACAGAAAGCUUCGUUGCAGGAAUAAUAUGUAAUGAACGAUAACGUAAUUUUGUGUAUGGAAAAUUCCAUGUCAUUUCUAAAGAUUGACUUUACGGCUUUGUGUAAGUCACUCUGUUUCACAUUGUUGUAAUCGAUGGAAGAGAGUCUUUUAAACAGUAAAAUUCACCAUAAUUGGAUAUGUACUCGAGACAGACCUGGAUUUGAACGCGCACAGUUCCGAAUUAUGGAUAUUGCAUAUUAUAAUGUCGUACAUUUAAUCGUUCAUUUAAUAAUGGCCAAUUAAGCAGGUACCUAAUCGCGCGUCCUGCGCGUUAUUAGGAAACUUGGGAUAAUCGCGAUGGAUAUUGACGCAAGGGCCAUUGUCAUGUGUUAAACAAUCAACUGACAAGUUUCACGACUUGGGAAUAUAAUCGAUCUUCCGCUUGGACAUUUCUCCAUGAACACUUAUCCAGUAUUACAUCAGUGCUGCGCUCGAAUUUUGAUUAUUAUACAAUAAACACAAUGUCGAGAAAAAGAUUUUCGAAGUAAAGCCCAUUGUCUGUUAUCAGUACAAACAAAAA